Molecule: messenger RNA, 2733 nt
Organism: Myripristis murdjan (pinecone soldierfish)
Lineage: Eukaryota; Metazoa; Chordata; Actinopteri; Holocentriformes; Holocentridae
Product: protein-glutamine gamma-glutamyltransferase E-like
Exons: 15
Coding region: 2-2167 (721 amino acids)
Biological process (GO): peptide cross-linking
Molecular function (GO): protein-glutamine gamma-glutamyltransferase activity
Source: RefSeq, a predicted model, not a curated record
CAUGGACACUCUCUUUAAGAAGAUAGACUUUCAGUCCCACACCAAUAACACUGAUCACCACACCAAUGAAAUCUCAACGGACCAGCUGGUCGUGAGGCGAGGCCAGCACUUCGUCAUUAUUCUUGACCUGCUGCAACCUUUCAACCCCGACAGCGAUGAGCUCAUCUUCACCGCAUCAACCGGUGAGAUACCGGAGCAGGAUCGAGGGACUCUGUCAGUCUUCGGGAUCCCAGACAGCGCCGCAAAGCGUUCGCAGUCAGCGAAGGCAGUGUGGAAGGUGGAAUUUAGCGGUAGUUCUGUCCUGCAGACGAAGAGACUGAUGCUGUAUGUGAAGCCGCCGGCCGACGCCCCCAUUGGGAAAUACACCCUGUCUCUGAAAGCAGGGCAGAAAGAAAACACUCUGGGAACCCUGGUGGUUCUCUUCAACCCCUGGUGCCCAGACGACUGGGUGUUUCUGCCUGAAGAGAAGAAGAGACAGGAGUAUGUGAUGAAUGAACAAGGAAUUAUCUACAAGGGAAGUACCUUUUACGUCUUUGGUACAUCCUGGGACUUUGGACAGUUUGAGGAUGAAGUUUUGGACAUUUGUCUGAAGAUACUGGACCUCAACCACAAACAUGAGAAUGACCCGGCUGAUGAUGUCUCUGCUCGCUGUAACCCCAUCUAUGUCAGCCGUGUGAUCAGCGCCAUGAUUAACUCUGAGGAUGACUAUGGCGUGCUGAUGGGACGUUGGUAUGGUGAUUAUUCUGACGGGCACUGUCCAACCUCCUGGAGCAGCAGCGUUGACAUCUUAAUGAACUGGUAUGAAAAUGGAAACCAGCCUGUGAAGUACGGCCAGUGCUGGGUGUUCGCCGCUGUCAUGUGCACAGUGAUGCGCUGCCUUGGUAUUCCCUGUCGUGUGGUCACCAACUUCCAGUCAGCUCAUGACACUGAUCAGAGUCUGACUAUCGAUGUUUUUCAUGGAGAAGAUGGAGUUGAACCUCCUGAAAGCAGUGACAGUGUCUGGAACUUCCAUGUGUGGACGGAGGGGUGGAUGAGACGACCAGACCUGGCAGAAGAUGGCAGCUAUGAUGGCUGGCAGGUUCUGGAUCCAACACCACAGGAGCCAAGUGAAGGACUGUACUGCUGUGGGCCAGCUUCGGUCAAAGCCAUCCUUAAUGGAGACACUCACCAGAAAUACGACGUCCCGUUUGUCUUUGCCGAAGUCAAUGCUGACUGUGUGGACUGGCUGAUUGCAGAUGAUGGUUCGAAAGUUAAGCUCCACUGUGAUUCCCACAAAGUUGGCCACUAUAUCUCCACCAAGUGUGUCGGCAGUGACAAGAGGCAUGACAUCACUAAAACCUACAAACAUCUGGACCACAAAAAGGAGAGGGAAGUCUUCAAAUAUGCCUGCAGGAGAAACAAAAGCAGAGAGGCAUUCGACGAUAGCGAUGGGGAGGAGGUGCUAGAGGAGGAAGGUGAUGAGGAUGAGGAUGAAGAAGCUCUGGAUGAAGGAGAAAAGGAGGAGGUGUCACUGCAGCUUGAAGAGGUGUCCACGCCAGUGAAUGGUCAAGAUGUUGAAUUGAAGCUGCUGGUGCACAGUAGCAAUGGUGUGAGCCGGCCUGUGUCCAUCAACAUCAGCGUCCAGGCGAUGAAAUACACCGGCACCCCAGCUGCUACCAUACAGAAAGAGAAGAAGGAGGAAACUCUGCAGGCCGACAAAGAUCUGUGCAUCCCUAUCCGGAUCCCCUUCUCAGUCUACAGACGUCACAUGGAGGACUGCAACAGUAUAAGGGUUUCUGCUGUGGUCAAAGACAAGGACAAUCCAGAAAAUGUGUACCUGGUGGAAAACGACAUCGUUCUGGAGCACCCCCCCCUCGACAUCUGUUUUACAGGUAAGGCCUACCUGUACCGCGAGGCAUCAGUGGAGAUUUUGUUUAAGAACCUGACGGAUGACACUUUGAAGGACUGUGUCCUGACUGUUUCUGGAAGUGGCCUGUUAAAACAGAAUGUUGUACAGAAGUUGCCCGAGCUGCAGUCUGGUCACCGGGCACGAGUCACCAUUUACUUCUGUCCCCACAAGAUUGGAAAGAAGACUCUGCUAGCCGACUUCGACUGCUCCCUGUUCAGAGACAUCAAGGGCACCUGCACCGUCAACGUCCUACCAUACAACUCUUAUCCACUACGUUAGAGUUAGCCAGGCGUCCGCAGCACAAGAUGGUGGAUAGGUUAACUCUUUGUGCUGCACACUGAACCGUCUCAUGGCUGAGCAGGAUAAAAAAAGUCCUGAUGCUUCUCACUUAUGUGUUGAUGUUCAAUGAUUUCUAGAAGUGAUGUUGUGAUGAUUUAUUUUCAUUCUGUUCUUAUUUGCUUUGCUGUACUCAUUUUCCCUCAAACUGCUUUGUCUGUUUUCUAUUUUAUCAUUUUCUGAUAUUCUGAGAAUGGCUUUCAACAACCUCCAGAGAAGAUUUGCUGGCACAUUGCCAUAUUAAUAGAGCUGCCAAGUCAACUGCUUGGUAGCCCUGGGGUGCUUCCAUGGUCAUGGCUGCAGCCUUCUCUCAAAUUCAUCAUUGCUUGAUGUUGCAUUGCAUUCUACUUCCUCCAACUGUGAUGGAGAAAUUGGUCCCUGUGCCUCUUUCAUGAUGAAUUGAUAUCUGUGAGACAUAUUGGGGGCUCUGGAAAGAGGCCAGUCUUUGUGAGGGACUCACACUUAACCGUGACUUAAAUAAAUUAAAUUUAAUGAAUUGUCCUUAUGCU